AUGGAUGUUAACAGAUCAAACUUGCAAGUCAACUGUGUUUGUGACUACAAAGCAAUUGAUCAUAGGGACCUGCUCCCAGCCUCCAGACACCGCCCAAGUUGCAGACCCAAGUACAUCCAAACAAUGGAAUCCAACCACGAACAGAGUACAUCGCAGCAGCUAUUAAGUUGGGUAAGGGAACAGAAAUACAAGCUAGCUGGUGCCACUUUUGCUGCCAGCAUGGUCGGUUCCUUUAUUCUGGUUGGUCGCAACCCGUACCUGACAAGCAAACAAAAGAUUGUUCAGGCUCGUGUGUAUGCACAGGGUCUAACGCUGGCUGUCAUUGUUUCAUUGGCUGCACUUGACAUGUCAGACCGACGAAAGCCAUAUAUCGCUCAGCGAAAGGAAGCUGUCAAGCUGUCUGAUUCAGAGAACUAA
This is a messenger RNA of Penicillium samsonianum, 417 nucleotides long. RefSeq names its product HIG1 domain-containing protein. Gene Ontology annotation, biological process: mitochondrial respiratory chain complex IV assembly. Lineage: Eukaryota; Fungi; Ascomycota; Eurotiomycetes; Eurotiales; Aspergillaceae. The transcript has 2 exons. The coding region runs from base 1 to 417 and encodes 138 amino acids. Gene Ontology annotation, cellular component: mitochondrial inner membrane. The record is from RefSeq and is a predicted model, not a curated record.